UUACUUUUUUUAAAACAGAGCCAUGAAGAAAAGAUAAAGAGAAAUAGAGAUCUAUCUAUUCCAUUAUCCCUUAUCGUCAAGAUCUUACACAACGAAACAAUUCACAAACACAUCAACGAAAUGGGACUCACAAAAAUUCCAGCCUCACAUUUUCAUCAUACUUUCUUCUCUCUUUCACUGCUCCUCAAUUUCGCCGACUUGAUCCUAAGCUUCAGCCCACUCAGCCAUUUCCACCGCCGGUUCUACCUUCAAAAACUAUGCUCCUUUGCUCCUCCGCCGGCGGCGGAUUCAACCUUCUUUCGCCGGCGAAUACAGCCAACUCAACCCGUCUUUCUUCUCAUUUUGUCCAUCGGAAUCCGGUGAGUUCAUUCUCUUUCUCUUUUCGAUCUUCUUCUUUACAUUUAUCAGAGAACUUCAAAUCCAAUAGGGAUAGACGGUGGUACCCCAUUGUAGCUUCUUCGACCCCUGUCAUUGAAUCCACCCAAUCUUCGUUUAGGACCAAAAACCCUAAAGAUAUUAACGUUUUGGUGGUGGGUUCUACAGGGUAUAUUGGGAAUUUUGUGGUUAAGGAGCUGGUUAAUAGAGGGUUCAAUGUCAUUGCUAUUGCUAGGGAGAAGAGUGGAAUUAGAGGUAGAAACAGUAAGGAACAAACUUCUAAUGAGUUGAAAGGAGCUAAUAUUUGCUUUUCAGAUGUAACCCGUUUGGAUGCUUUGGAGAAAUCUUUAAGGGAUUUGGAUAUCCCUAUUGAUGUUGUGGUUUCUUGCCUUGCUAGCCGAACUGGCGGCAUAAAGGACUCAUGGAAGAUCGAUUAUGAGGCCACAAAGAACAGUUUAGUAGCUGGAAGAAACCGUGGGGCUUCUCAUUUUGUGUUGCUUUCUGCAAUUUGUGUGCAGAAACCCCUUCUUGAAUUCCAGCGUGCUAAGCUCAAAUUUGAAGCUGAGCUUAAGGAAGAAGCAGGUAAAGAAGAUAGUGGAUUUAGUUAUAGCAUUGUGAGGCCAACUGCCUUCUUUAAGAGCUUAGGAGGUCAAGUUGAGUUGGUGAAAGAUGGUAAGCCAUAUGUGAUGUUUGGGGAUGGGAAGUUGUGUUCCUGUAAGCCAAUCAGUGAGCAGGAUUUGGCUUCUUUUAUUGCUGAUUGUGUGUUGAGUGAAGAUAAAAUCAAUCAGGUUUUGCCGAUUGGUGGCCCGGGGAACGCGUUGACUCCGUUAGAACAGGGCGAGAUCUUGUUUAGGCUGUUGGGGAAAGAACCAAAUUUCUUGAAAGUACCAAUUGGGAUUAUGGAUUUUGCCAUUGGAAUUCUUGAUUUCCUUGCUAAAUUCUUUCCCGCCAUGGAAGAUGCAGCGGAGUACGGGAAAAUUGGGAGAUAUUAUGCAGCUGAGAGUAUGUUGAUCUUAGAUCCUGAAACCGGAGAGUACAGUGCCGAAAAAACACCAAGUUAUGGGAAUGACACAUUGGAAGACUUCUUUGAAAGGGUCCUUAGGGAAGGGAUGGCUGGUCAAGAAUUAGGUGAACAGACAAUUUUUUGAUAUGUUCUGCAAAGUAACAGCUCGUUGGACUUGCAAGUUUGAGAUGGACGGUGCACGUGAUGAAGACACAAGAUGCCCUUGAAACUGUUGUUGGCCUUUGAUUUGAGAGGCAGGCAAGCUAAGUAACGACGAUUAAGGGUCUAAAACUACAGUCGAAUGACUCGAACCAAAGCUUUUAGUACAUUAUCUCUCGAGUUUCAUACAUUUAGACCUCCUGAAAUUCUCUCUUUGCCUAUUGAUAAAUCACAGUAGUGCUAUUGUAA
Molecule: messenger RNA, 1786 nt
Organism: Cucurbita maxima (winter squash)
Lineage: Eukaryota; Viridiplantae; Streptophyta; Magnoliopsida; Cucurbitales; Cucurbitaceae
Product: divinyl chlorophyllide a 8-vinyl-reductase, chloroplastic
Exons: 2
Coding region: 258-1523 (421 amino acids)
Molecular function (GO): oxidoreductase activity
Source: RefSeq, a predicted model, not a curated record